AGAGGAAGAAGCAUUCGACCCGCGAGAGAGAAAGAGAGCGAGAGGGGAAGAGAGAAAAACGCGUGCUCCUCCGUGAAGGGAAAUCAAUUUUGGGCGCGUUGAACCCCCCUCGGGAGUCGGCCCCCAAACCGGAGCGGACGGCUAACUCGCGAUGACGAAGCUCGAGUUCGUUCGGGUCCCUUGCCUCCUCGGGACUACCCGGCGGCGGCGGACCGUCCCGCGGCCCGCACGUCGCCUCUCGCAUGUUUCUCCGCGGGCCACGCAACGCGACGCCGUUUAAAAAUAAUACGACGCGACUGGAUAUCCGUUCGGAGCAGCUCGACGGGACACUUGUCCGGCGACGAGCAAAGACGCGCGAUGUUUAUGUUGCUGCCCGUGGGAGGGGUGACUGCUCGACAGGGCGAGGAACCGGAAAAAUCGUCGGUUUCGCGUCGACCGUGACUCUUUGUCGAGCCACCCCGUCGAGAGCGUGGCCGGAGAAAGAGAGAGAAAGACGACCGGUUCCCGGGAAAGCGUGAUUGAUUUCACCGAGCAUCGUUUAGUCAUGUCGUCGGGAGCGGGCUCCAGUGGAACUGGACGAGGACGCGGGUCCUCCUUGGCAGACAAUAAACCAGAUAGUAAAGAAGCUAAGCCAAAUCCAAAGAUGUCGAAAGCUUUAGGCACGUCCGCCAAAAGGAUACAAAAGGAAUUGGCAGAAAUCACGCUAGAUCCACCCCCCAAUUGCAGUGCAGGACCGAAAGGUGAUAACUUAUACGAGUGGGUUUCUACUAUAUUGGGUCCUCCAGGUUCGGUUUACGAGGGCGGGGUAUUCUUUCUUGAUAUACAUUUCUCGCCAGAAUAUCCCUUUAAACCUCCUAAGGUUACAUUCCGAACGCGCAUCUAUCAUUGCAAUAUAAAUAGUCAAGGAGUUAUCUGCUUGGACAUAUUAAAGGACAAUUGGUCCCCUGCAUUGACAAUUUCAAAGGUCUUACUGUCAAUAUGUUCCCUCUUAACAGACUGCAAUCCAGCUGAUCCACUGGUAGGUAGUAUAGCGACGCAAUACCUACAAAAUAGAGAAGAACACGAUCGCAUAGCGCGGCUUUGGACUAAGCGCUAUGCCACAUGAGCAUAUUUUUAAUUCGUAUUAAACUCCUAUUAGUCUCAUGCCAACUUAUGAUCAUUGCUGCUCUCAUACAACUUGUCUCAUAUUGUAGCCUGUGUACACAUUUGUAUCUAUGAUCAUGUUGGUCAGCAAAAUACAAGUGAGCGAAGACCGUUUGAGAUCAGCUCAAACACAUGAUUGUGAUGUGCUUUUAUGUAGCGUAUGUAAUGUGCCUAAGUCGGAUGAAUGUGCGUGCAAGUGUUUAAACAGUGUGCUAGGGCAUAACGAGACAGGAGUUUUUCACUUAAAAAAAGGUUACAAUGAGAUAGUAUUUAAAUGGAUCGUAUUGUUUGCAAACAAUACUACCCACGAUGCUGCUAAUAUUUCUAGAAUAGGAGAUAACAUGAACAAUAUUGAUAAUGUGUAAGUAAUUAAUAGAUAUAUAGGCGAUAAGUCGUAAGUGUAGAGGCCCAUUUUUCCAUAAUUGAACUCCCAUAUUUUUAUAUUGAAUUCUCUUAAAUUUAAAUUAUUACGUUCAUAGAUAUGACGCCUGGCUCGAGAUGUACAGGCUGAUUGCAUAUAACUAUAAUUUAGCCGUUGAAAAACUACCUAUACAAUUUUGUGUUCAUAAUACAGUAAUUGUAACGCUCUGCAUGAAGCAGACAUCAAUCACGUUCACGCCAUCAGACAAAAUUCAACUUGUCUGGGCCCAUCCGCAAAAAAAUAUAUUGUAACUGUAAAUAAAUAUUAUUUACCGUAUACUUAUACGCUAGUACAUUCAAAAAACUUUGUAAUUUUGACCUGGAAUCAUAUUCUGUCUAUUAUAUGUAAUGUGAAAAUUGAUAUUUGACUGAUUGAUUGCACCAAUGAUCCCGAUUCUCUAAUUCUGGUUAGCGAUUUCUUAUCCUUUUCUAUAAAUCAUAGUUUCAGUUUUUAACGUAAAAAUGGAGAGAGAAAAUUUAACGAUUGAUGCUAACCAAUGUUGGUGCAAUCCAUCGCGUGUUUUUUACCUGUUAUUUUAUUGUAUCUAAGGAGAUACUUACAUAUCACUUGUGUUGCAUACUCAAGGUCUAAAGUCCGAGCAUGCUAAAGAUACUUUCAUUGUCUUCAAUGUAUCAGGUAUAUAUGUAUUGAGCGUCUCCCGAAUAAUUUCUCGUAGCUUUUUUUUUACAUCGUAUAACAAUUAGAUAAACAAGGUGAUUAAAAUCACUUUGUACAUAUCUGUUCUAAAAUAUGGAUAGUUGCUUAAAAAUAUCGGGUAGUGUGAAUGUAACUAUAGUUUAUUAAAAAAAAAAAAAAAUGACGAAGGAGAGAGAAGCUUACUCGACGAAUACUGAUAUUGUACAGUUUAUCGUGUAAAAUGAACACUUUACAUCCCUUUCGUCACGAAAUUCGAGGAAUGUAAAUAUUGCGUGAAAUGCAUGUGCAGAAUAUGCGAAUCGCGUAAGUUCCUACUACGACAAAAAAAUCGAAAUAUUCUUGGAUUUUAAUUUAGUCGGCGGACUUUGGCUUCUUAUAUUUUGUAAGCGCCAGUAUGCAGUUUCAACUUUAUGAAUUAAAGUGUGGGAGAUACAAGUCUCAAUCAGGAUUGUAAAUAGAAAUAAUUAUACAUAAUAGUACGUGUACAUGCUCCACGUACAUUUGAAGAUUACCAGAAUAUUAACAGUACAUAAUGGAUCUCCGUUAUUUCUAAAAACGUGUGUAUACGCUAAAUAAAUAUAACUGGAAAAACGAAAACACGUUCCUUUUUAGUACCGAUCUGAGAAUUGAGACGCAUUAGUCUCUUGUAAAAAAAAAAAAAAAAA
This is a messenger RNA of Solenopsis invicta (red fire ant), 2886 nucleotides long. RefSeq names its product ubiquitin-conjugating enzyme E2-24 kDa. The record is from RefSeq and is a predicted model, not a curated record. The coding region runs from base 545 to 1105 and encodes 186 amino acids. The transcript has 6 exons. Gene Ontology annotation, cellular component: nucleus. Gene Ontology annotation, molecular function: ubiquitin conjugating enzyme activity. NCBI's taxonomy places the organism in Eukaryota, Metazoa, Arthropoda, Insecta, Hymenoptera, Formicidae. Gene Ontology annotation, biological process: protein polyubiquitination.